ACAGCAGCCUGCUAUAAAACCUCAUGCUCACCGGCGCCGUGCACUCUUCCCUCCUCGCCUUCUCUGAAAAAUACGCGUUUGAAUGAGCGCCUCGUGCAGCAACCGCCGCCUCGCCGCCGCCGCGCGCACUCUCUCGCGCCAGACCGCAGCACACAAGGCGCCCUACGCGACUGUGCGCGGCGCCCCCCAGCCUUUAGCCAGCGAAGAUGGCAUCCCGCCGUCGGAUAAUGACUUCAUCCUCUCGAUCUUGCGAGCCAACCCAUCGCUGAGGGACUCGAAGAACUAUCUCGCGUCGUUUGGUCCCAAACCUGUCCCCGCCCCGACAAAACCUUCCCGACAAACAGAGGCCCUCCUGACGAAAGAGCAGACAGCAGCGGAGCGAUCGGAAAAGCGCGCCCGAGAUCUGCAGGCCCUCCAUGCCAGCCCCGUCGUCCAGUCUAUCCUCAACCCCGUCAAGCGGCGGACGGCCCUCGUUAAGAUGCAGGGUCCCUUCACCGAUGUCCAGCUCGACAGUGUCGCGCGGGGGUUGAUCUACCUCAAGAAGCUAGGCCUGGUCAGCGUUAUCGUUGUCGAGAACGAUGAGCUCGUCCGCGGGGACGAGGGCGAGCGCGCGGCAAUCACGGAGGAGACGAUGCGGGUCGUGCGUGCACUCGAGCGCCUAGGUGCAGCCGCACGGCCGGUGCUGGGGGCAAUGGUCCGCCUUGGCCCUGACCCCGACGCAGUGCAGGUCGACCCGCGUGUUCCUGUUCCCGAAGCCCACACCCGGCCCUUCGACCUGGUAACCCUCCGCUCCGCCCUGCGCGCGGGAGAGAUUCCCGUCAUCAGCCCGCUAGCGCUCGACUCCUUCUGCCGCUCCGUGCGCGUAGACGCCAACGAUGUCAUCGGGGCGCUUGCGAAGGGCAUGGUCGAUGCCGCCGGCAUCGAGUCCUCCCAGGGCGCGGCGGAAGAAGAGGAGGACAUCAGCAACGAGGUCGACCUCACACCGUUGCGGCUCAUGAUCAUCAAUCGCGAAGGGGGUGUUCCGUCCUACGCGCGGCACGGCCUUCCGCACCUGCUCAUCAACCUCGAGAGCGAGUACGAGUACAUCCACGAUACGUUCCAGGAGCCCUGGCACCAUACGCACCGCACCGCGCUCUCCAACCUCGCCCUCGCGCGGACAUGCCUCACGUACAUGCCGCCGACGUCCUCCGCGGUUAUGGUUUCGCAUCGCUCUCCUUCAUCGCUCAUUGGCAACCUCAUCACGAAUAAGCCCGCUGUGAGCUCGAGCCUCCCGCACGCGCUCCUCCAAGGCAACCGCCGCUUGUCUCCCGCGACGCCAACGCUCUUGCGUCGGGGACUCGAGAUUCGCGUCUUGCGAGAUACAAACGCGAUCGACCGGUCGAAGUUGACCGCCCUCUUACAACAAUCCUUCGGCCGCGAGCUCGACGCCAACGCAUUCUACUCCCGGCUAGAAAAAACGCUCGACUUCGUCAUCGUCGCAGGCGACUAUGUCGGCGCUGCCGUCGUCACCCGGGAGGGCCCAAGCUCUACUACGACCUCCGCCCCCGUCACCUACCUCGACAAAUUCGCCGUCCUCCCCUCCCACCAAGGCGACGGCACCGUCGACUUCCUCUGGGUUGCCUUGCACGACGAGACAUACGGCCUCGGCCUCCCCUUCUCCGCGAACCCGAACGGCGGGCGCGGCGGGCAGGGCGAGGCGUGCGAUCUGGUGUGGCGCUCGCGCGCGGAUAAUCCGGUGAAUAAGUGGUACUUUGAGCGCAGCUCUGGGCAUGCACGCGAGGGGAACUGGGUGCUGUUCUGGUGCGACGCGGAGAAGCCGCUGCAGAUGGAGGAGGCCCGUCGGGGGAGCAAGGGGCUGUCGUUCAUCGAGGAUUGGGAGCGCGGACGGCUGGAGCGGUGGAAGGAGGUGGUGAUGAAGAUACCCUCGGUGUGGGCGAAGUGAGUGGAGACUCUGGUACCCACGGAGCUGGAUGGUGAAUGGGAAGGAUGGAAGGUGAAGCUGAGAUGUAUAUAAUUCAAUAUGUAUUCUUGCUUAGAUUGUAGUCAUAGUUCGGUGUCCUUUCGACAUUGUAAUGCGGAGUAGUAGAAGACGAUUGCUGGCCUCUUGGGACUCUCUGCUCGGUCGUCGGAUAAGUGGCGAGGUGU
Molecule: messenger RNA, 2145 nt
Organism: Schizophyllum commune H4-8
Lineage: Eukaryota; Fungi; Basidiomycota; Agaricomycetes; Agaricales; Schizophyllaceae
Product: DUF619-domain-containing protein
Exons: 3
Coding region: 83-1942 (619 amino acids)
Biological process (GO): L-arginine biosynthetic process
Cellular component (GO): mitochondrial matrix
Molecular function (GO): arginine binding; L-glutamate N-acetyltransferase activity, acting on acetyl-CoA as donor
Source: RefSeq, a predicted model, not a curated record